CACAGGAAACCUGCUAAUGAGUCCAGAGCUGAUAAAAGAGCACACACACACACACACCUGGGUGUGUGUGUGUGUGACACAUCCUACCUGUGGACUGUGAGCUUUGACCACAGUCAUCGUCAGGAGUUUGUGUGUGCGUUGUCCAGUGGUGUCCACACAGCUGAGUGUGUCUUCUUCAGAAUGGACGUGUCUCGUUUCCUGCUCUGUGUUUGUGUUUGUCUGCUGUCUGUGAACAGCUGCUCCGCUGGUAAAGAUGUGCACAGAGGCCUUAAAGUGUCAACAGGGUCUCGGUCGGUGACCCUCCAGCCGUGGCUCGUCGGUCUGACGGCUGUGGUCGGUUUCCUCUUCAUCGUUUUUAUCAUCGUUAUUGUUAAGAGACUCCUGAGGAAGAACAGCAGAGAUGAAUGGGAUUAUGACCGGACCGUGGACUCUAACAGAGCUGGUGAUGAUAAACAAACCAGCCUGUGAUCAACAGUGUCGUCACCACAGCAGCAGUCACGUACUGAAGGAUACUGAGAUUAAUUUUAUUUCAUUAUAGAAUUUUAUUUUGAAAAGCCGGUUAAUUGAUAAUAUAAACAAUGUCCAUGUUGUAUUAAAUGUGACUUUUCAUGUU
Cynoglossus semilaevis (tongue sole) is the source of this 613-nucleotide messenger RNA. RefSeq names its product small integral membrane protein 24 (gene smim24). The record is from RefSeq and is a predicted model, not a curated record. The coding region runs from base 181 to 468 and encodes 95 amino acids. The transcript has 3 exons. NCBI's taxonomy places the organism in Eukaryota, Metazoa, Chordata, Actinopteri, Pleuronectiformes, Cynoglossidae.